Molecule: messenger RNA, 3397 nt
Organism: Brienomyrus brachyistius
Lineage: Eukaryota; Metazoa; Chordata; Actinopteri; Osteoglossiformes; Mormyridae
Exons: 11
Coding region: 412-2571 (719 amino acids)
Biological process (GO): protein linear deubiquitination
Cellular component (GO): cytoplasm
Molecular function (GO): cysteine-type deubiquitinase activity
Source: RefSeq, a predicted model, not a curated record
GCCGACUGUCAGUAGUUCGAAAGCACAGGUUUAUGUGUGAAUAUAGCCCAUUUGGGCUUUUGCUGAAGAACUAAGAAUUAAGAGGAAAUUGCUUUGGACUGUAAAAGUGAAUUUACAUAUGUUGAACUUAAAGGUAUGCAAAACAGAGUGAUUAUUUAAUAUAAAGUGAAGUGCAGCGUGUCCUUCCCUCUCGGGGGCGGAAUUAAAAACCCGUUGCUUGUCUCCUCAAAGUGAAAGUGAAACUACGCACCUCCCCGCUUCUCCUGGCUCCUUCCGCACCGAUUUAAGAAUCCCAAGUAAUAUCUCUGGAGAUGCAUUUGACUCAGUGCUUCCUUUCGUGGAUGCCUUUGGCGUGCUUACCCAUGUAAAAAAAAAAAAGUGUAACGAAAUAAUAAAACGGUCCAGUUUGAAAUGGGGAGCUGCUGUGGUCACCAGUUACACUGUAAAGGGUCUGCUGAUGAAGGGAAGAGUUUGCUCAACGCUGCUGGGAACGCAGACACAAACAGUAAGCAGACCAGUACUGAAGAGAAUAAAGAGGAUGGAAACAAGGACGCUGCAUAUGAAGAAAGGAAUCUCAGAAAACCCAGCCAGCUGGACACCGCAAAGAAGAUGGAACGGUGUGGUGUUGAAGAAGACCUGAAUGAGUCCUCUCCAGAAACAGACAUCAGUUAUACAGAUGACCCUAUUCAUGAAAAUCACACAUGCAAGAACCAGAAUGGAGAUUCUGAGACAAGGAAAGGAUGUGUUGAAAGCAAAGAAUGCCCUAUUCCAGACCAUGUCGAGAGCUUGGCCACAAGUGUAGAUGCUUGUAUUGAACAGGCAGGAAAUGCACCUCCCCAGGACCUUCUCCAUGAUCCUGCAAGUGUACAUGGAGAAGCUCUGUUCCCAACAGCCACAGAUGUCUGGUCACACAAGGCUGGACACGAAUGUAAAGAUGAGAGGUCCCCUACAUCUGGGAGUGGACACUUGGAGACACAAUUUCUCAUACUUGAAGCCCAACAGGACAUGAAGGAUACUCAGGGAGAAGCAGGUCUUUGUGAAAAUGUACCUCAUCUAAAUGUCACACGUACUGCUGGUCAUGCUGCCCUCCUGCAAACUCACUCUGGGAAUGCUCACAUGAUGGAUCUGGGGGUCAUUGCUCCUGUGACUGAUGGAAAAUCGCAAGAAAGAGGCAGCAUUGGGCAGGACCGUUUGCUAGAACCUGCUGUGAAGUUGCUUAACGCAGUUACAAGUUCUGAGACCACCAGAGUAGAUGAACAGAACUGUGUAGUCAACUGCGUGAGUGAACUUCAGGCACCAGACCUUGAAGAACAGGUUGAAACCUGUGAGAGUUAUUCAGGUGGAGAAGACUUGAAUCAGCCUGUGGAUCUGCAAGAAGUGCCAUCCCUGGAUGACUUGGUGGAAGAGGAAGCUGAACAGCAGAAACCAGGAUCAGAAGAAGGAAUAGAGGAGGAAAAGGAGGAAAGGACUUCAGCUGAGGAGAGCAAGGCCAGUGCGAGGGGGAAGGAGCAGAGCAGCCCGUCUGAAAUCCUGGCUCAGGUUCCGGAAGAAGCCGAAGAUGUAGACACCACUCAAUCCGUAGAGGUGACAACAGAAACGAUAGCAUUAGAGAGUGAAAACAUCAGUGAAGAGGACUUGUACCGAGGCGAAGAUGAAAUUAUACAAGAGAAUAUUAAAAAGAUGGAACUACUUAGUCAGGUGGCCGCCCCAGAAGUACAAGAUAAGUGCAGCGUGAAAGCUGAGGUCGACGUUCUCACGUACAGUCAGCGUGAGUGGAAGAGCAACACAGCCAAAUGUACCUUGAUCAGAAAGGGCUACGAGGUGGUAGCGCAGAAUUUUGGGAGCCUUCGAAGAGUCCGAGGAGAUAAUUACUGCGCCCUGAGAGCCACCCUCUUCCAAGUCCUCACCCAAAUUGAAGAGCUUCCUGCCUGGAUUCAGGAGGAAGACCUCAUUCUGCCACCAGAGAAGAUGCUCGCAGAGAAGGAGCUUGUCGGAUCGUGGCGGUUUCCACUGCAGUGCCAUGCGACCGAAGCACUCAGCACCACGGAGCAGCUGACGCAUGCCCUGCAGCUUCUCAGGAACACGUUCCAGGAGGCAGUGCAGGUGGGUGACGCCGAGGAGAGGCAGAAGAUCUGUGAGCAGGUCUUCCAAGGCGGCGAGGAGGAGUAUGGGCUGCUGGAGGCGCUGAAGCUACUGAUGCUGCGGGCAGCAGUGGAGCUGCAUGCUUGCAUGCAGCGUGGCGACGAUGUGCCCAUCUUCUGCUGGCUGCUCUUUGCACGCGACACCUCCGGGGACCCAAGCACGUUCCUUGCCAACCACCUGAGCCAUGUGGGUUUCACCGGGGGUCUGGAACAGGUGGAGAUGUUUCUGCUGGGGUACACCCUGCAAAGGACCAUCCAAGUCUACCGUCUCUAUAAAGUGGACACAGAAGAGUUUGUGACCUACUACCCUGACGACCACAAAGACGACUGGCCCUGUGUCUGUCUUGUCACCGAGGAUGAUCGUCACUACAACGUCCCCGUGAACAAACUGGCAGAACCCAAAAUCCCAGAAGCCCACGUAACAUCUUGAUUUGGGCGAGGCAGCCCCACAGAGGACCAAGCUCUGAAGGAAUACCCCCAAGCAGCUGACACUUACCAUAAUCUGCUCAAAAUAUAAUUCUCAGGCAAAUAUCCAUUAAAGAAUGCGUGACGUUAAGUACUGUCGUUUUCCGCACCAACGAGGCAGAGGUCGUACCAACUUCCUUUAGCUUGUUUAUCCAGAGCACCAGAAACAUAAUGUAUUUUUCCAUGACAAAAACAAAAGUCUUUGAACUGACAUCUUUGGCAGAUGACAGCAAAAAUAUCAAAGACGAUUAUGGAGGGAAUCCAAUGAUGAUUUUCUUAAUUCCCCCAAACUAGCAGUAGCCAGUCUCCCAAUUUUACAAAGAUUUUACGUUUAACGUAUAAGAAAAAGCCCUAUAUUGAAAUUGAACUACUAUUAUACUCCAUACAAAAUGUUUACGGAAGAGAAUCUACAGUUAAAUCUGACAAAUUAACACCAAUAUGCUUAUUUUGCCCCCGUUUGUGUUUAUGCGAAAUUACAGCAAUUCAGCCCCUGCUAACUUAUUAUACUCUUCCACAUCUCAGGCUAUCCAGAUUAAAAAUUACCAGCACCUACCUAUAAAGAGUAAUGCAGCUGCCAUACCGUUAGGUCAAGGCAGACAAACUAUAUAACGGCAAAUAUAUAUUUUUAUAACUUCAACAGUUUUGGGUUUUCAGUGUAAUGAAUACACAUUGGCUUCAACAAUAAAUAAGACAAACAUUUAUUGACUAAACAUUGUUCUGAUAUUAUAUGUGUUUGAACUGGGGUGUACCUGUCUCUUACUGAAAUAAAAUAUUUAUUUUUGUGCUUUGUA